Molecule: messenger RNA, 6449 nt
Organism: Cyprinodon tularosa
Lineage: Eukaryota; Metazoa; Chordata; Actinopteri; Cyprinodontiformes; Cyprinodontidae
Product: cAMP-dependent protein kinase catalytic subunit alpha
Exons: 11
Coding region: 355-1410 (351 amino acids)
Biological process (GO): peptidyl-serine phosphorylation
Cellular component (GO): nucleus; cAMP-dependent protein kinase complex
Molecular function (GO): cAMP-dependent protein kinase activity; protein kinase A regulatory subunit binding; ATP binding
Source: RefSeq, a predicted model, not a curated record
GGGCUCGAUCGGCGGGGGCUGCCAGGAGGUUCAGGCGGAGACAGCAUCCUCCGUGCUCAGGCCAUCAGCGCCGAGCUCGGCCUGAGGGUCCAACUGAAGCCCUAUCCGGGGGGGGUGGGGGGGUCUUGAAGAGGAUUUAACCCCGGCCUUAGCGGUGGAUGGUCGUGGAGGGAGCCGCUUCUACCCGGCCGCUUAAGCAGCAUCUGUCGGGGCUUUUUUCCCCCUCCUCCAGAGCAGGUUAGCGGUCCCCUUUUCUUCUGGAGCCAGGAAACACCGAGCAGAUCUAAGCGACAUAGACCGGCUGGAGGAGGCUGCAGGGCGGCCCACAGAUUGCCCCGUUGACAGGUUGUCAUCAUGGGCAACGCGCCCACAGCCAGAAAGGGCAGCGAAAUGGAAAGCGUCAAGGAGUUCCUUGCAAAAGCCAAAGAGGACUUCCUCAAGAAAUGGGAGAAUCCUUCACAGAACACUGCUAGCCUGGAGCAGUUUGAGAGGUUGAAAACCUUGGGUACGGGCUCAUUUGGCCGCGUCAUGCUGGUGAAGCACAGAGAAACGGGACAGCAUUACGCCAUGAAGAUCCUCAAUAAGCAGAAGGUGGUGAAGCUCAAGCAGAUAGAGCACACCCUAAAUGAGAAGAGGAUCCUCCAGGCAGUCAGCUUCCCUUUUCUGGUGCGGUUAGAGUAUUCAUUUAAGGACAACACCAACCUUUACAUGAUCAUGGAAUAUGUUCCAGGUGGAGAGAUGUUCUCCCACCUGCGGAGAAUUGGCAGAUUCAGUGAGCCACAUGCUCGUUUCUAUGCUGCUCAGAUUGUGUUGACCUUCGAGUACCUGCACGCUUUGGACCUGAUCUACAGAGACUUGAAACCUGAAAACUUGCUCAUAGACCAACAGGGCUACAUACAGGUUACAGAUUUUGGCUUUGCCAAACGGGUGAAGGGCCGGACCUGGACACUGUGUGGCACCCCAGAAUAUCUGGCUCCAGAGAUCAUUCUCAGCAAGGGAUACAACAAGGCAGUGGACUGGUGGGCGCUGGGUGUUCUGGUCUAUGAGAUGGCAGCGGGGUAUCCUCCUUUCUUUGCCGAUCAGCCGAUUCAAAUUUAUGAAAAGAUUGUAUCAGGGAAGGUGCGUUUCCCAUCUCACUUCAGCUCCGACCUGAAGGACCUGCUGAGGAACCUUUUACAGGUGGAUCUCACAAAACGCUUUGGGAACCUCAAAAACGGAGUCAACGACAUAAAAGGACAUAAGUGGUUUGCAACGACUGACUGGAUCGCCAUUUACCAGAAAAAGGUGGAAGCUCCUUUUGUUCCGAAGUUCAAAGGACCGGGCGAUACCAGCAACUUUGACGACUACGAAGAGGAGGAGAUCCGGGUCUCCUUUAACGAGAAAUGUGCCAAGGAGUUUGCUGAGUUCUAGCAUUAAAGCAGAAAAAAAGAAUGAAAUAGGGAAAGUCUAAGGUAGGCUGGUCAAACAGGAGAGAAGAAAAGCGUCCUGUCUCCUGUCCAAAUAUGGACACCAGCUACGAAAAAAGGGAAAAAUCGCAUAGAGGUGUGAAAAGAAGAUAGCAGACCGAUAACCAGCAGUGUUGCCUUUUCUGUUGCGUUUCUGUUGUAUUUAGUUUGAUGUCGUCUUAUUUAUGAAUCCCUUUAUAAUGACGCUGUGUUUCAUGGGUGUCGGGGGACGCCGCUAACUUAGAGUUGCCUCUACGCAUUUUCACCCCAGAUCUUCCCUCCUCUGCAGUCAUUCCCGUCCUGUUCUUUUUUCGCGCCACAGCAAAGAAACGUCGACCAAUCAGCGCGCCAUUCGUCACAUGAGCGUGCGCUAAAGACGCCAUGGGUUUAAACCAAGCAGGAUUCACCAUGCCUACACAUCAAUGCCCUCAUGUUGUAUGCUUCUUAAUUUCUCCCGUCCAUCUCAUAGAGAAAACAGUUAGAAGGCGAUAGGGGCUAAAAGAGAGACGACACAAAAAAAUAAAAAAUCAGGUACAUCUAUUGUGCAACUCCAUCUACGGCUCUUAUUAUUGUUAAUAUAUAUUUAAAAACUUUGUACAUAUCUGCCGUACUCCAUUUUUAAAUGUUAGUAAGUACUUAGUGGCUCCAGUGAAAUCAUAUCACGCUGACAUACAAUGAAAUAUGAAUCAAAAAAGAGGAUUUCUCUCAGUUUUAACGGUGUGGGAGAAAAACCGACCACAUAAUGGAAACUCAGGUUUUGAACAUAUCACUUAACAGGCAAUUAUCUCCAUAAACGUCUAAGGAUCAGCAGGUGAAUCUCGGAUUAUAGAUUUGAGAAUUUGAAGUUGUGGUUUAAAAAGAAAAUCAAAAGGGAAAAAGAAAAGGGACUAUUUUCGGAGUUUUAGUUGGCGUCUUCCACACUUAUCCCUUCCAGAAUAUUCGGUCGGUUUUUGAUAAAAGUACUUCCUGUUUCAGAGCUCAUGUAUUCCACGGGAAUUGAAACAACCGCUCGCGUCCCCCACCCCCCACCUCCCCUAACUUUUAGAGACCCUGUGAGACAGAAGACCUCUGACUGCUUCUGGCUGAGGGUCGUCAGCGCUUCGAUGUGUGCGGACAGCGGUCAGGAUCGCGUGCUUCAUCUUGACCGUCACUGUUUGUUCAUAUCACAGAGGAGGACGGCACCACUCUAUUAUCAUUCUGUGGUUUAGAUCACACCCUACUUUUGCUAAGUUACUUUUUAUUUGUGUGUAUUGCUGUUCAAAUAAAGGAUUGGUACUGUACUUAACAGGUCGGAGGUGGGUGAAACACCGCAAGGUGAUAAUACAGCAGGGAAAAAAAGUGUUGAACACAUCUUUCCUGAGUAAAUUUGUUUCCAUUCAGGCUAUGGCUGUAAUACUCACACCAGAGGCUGCUAACAACCCAAAUAAUCUGCACAUAAAAGAAAUCAAAGCAAUGCAGUCUAUAAAUUAGGUUCUCUGUAAUCCAGCUGAAAUGUAUUAAACAUUAAGAGGAAAAGCUUUAGACACUGAUGACAAUUUUAAGACGUCACUGUUGCAUUUCUCUGAUGGAAUUUGAAGGCUUCUUUGAUGGAAAGUUUUCUUCAACUCUUCUUGGAAAGUUUUCUCUGCUCUGCAGUUUUUAGAUUAUGCUCAAGUCAAGUGAUUGGUUGAGACAAUCUGAUAGAUUUCUGCCUUUUUCUAAUUUCUUUCUGUACCACAAGUUUUCCCAUGGCUUUUUUUCCCCUACUUUGCAGCAUAAGCUGAUAUCUUUGAAAACUUGAGGAAAUGUGAGCUUGUCUUGCAAAACCUCAGGUUAUGUCAUGUCUUUGAAGUAUUUGUGCUCUUUCUUUUUGAGCUUGUGGUGGAGAUCAAUGGGCUGUAAUUCCCUGUACUGCUGUCCCAUGAGCAGCUAUGUCACUUUUUCAAAAUUUCUUGUUUAAUUUCUUUUUUUUCUUUUUUUUUUUUAUAAGAAUGAUCAACUGGCCCUCUGGGAAUGAACUUUUAUUGCUCUGAGUGCCUCUAAAUGUUAAAAUAGGUAUUAGUUUGAUUAAUCACAGUAAAAACUAAAGCUGAGUUAAUAUUGUAGCAGCGCCAUCUAUAAAUGCGGAGCAUUCAUGACGUGCUGCUAAUGUGGCAAUUUUUUAGCUCAUAUGAUUCAUUUGUGUAUGCUCCAGUGUUAAAUGUGUAGGGAGGAGAAACAGGAGCAUUAUUAAGAAUUUAAACAUGACCUCUAUUAAAACAAAAAAGCAAAUAUGCAAUAUCAUGACAGGGGUUAUUAAGAGGUUUGGGUACAUUUCUUCUUAGAAAUGCUACCAUUCCCCCAGCAUUUCAGUGGUUUGUCCAAAUAUUCUGCUUUUCCUUCAGCAGUUGAGUCUUGCGCAGUGAAUCUGCAAAAAAGACCUUGUGGUUAAGUUAAAAAGCAAAAACAAACAUUGGAUUUACUGAUUUUAAAUGAUCACAGAUGUGCUUUAGGAUUGGUUAUUUGCUUUUAGACAACUUUUCUGAUCAUGCUUUUCAAUCCUUUGUCAGAAAAAAUGCAAAGAACCAGUCUCUAAGUGUGUUUGGUAAUAAUAAGUGUCUUGAAAUUAGGGUCAGGGUCAUCAGAAAGACAAACCUUAGGGCAUCAACUAAAUCAGCUGCCAUUUUUCUUUAUAUGUUUUCAUUCGUUGCCUUUUUCCUUCUACUUUAUAACAAAUAAUUUGAAGACUGUGCAAUUUGCAUUGAUCUCUUUGUGAGCUUGAAUUACUUGGGUUGUUACAAACAUCCAACUUUAAUUUGUGAUCAGUAGCCCCUCUAGAAAUGCGUUUACAGAGAAGAACAAUGUUUGAUGAUUGUUUCUCUUGCUAUAGCUUGUUAAAAUGUAUUUUUUGUGCAGAGUAAACAAUCUGAUGAUUUGAAGUUAAUGACCUCAGGUGUUCGGGGUUCUCUUUGCUUGGAACAGUUUGAAAGCAGAGCAUUAUGACCAGAAAGGAUUUAAUAAUUAGUGUCAGCUGUAAGAUAAAAUGAAAUGAGGCUGUAAUGUCAUCUUAUCAGCUUAUCGGGGAUGUGAAAUACUUUAGACUGACACAAAGAAUUCCUCUCAUCGUAUUUUUAUGUUAUGAAUCGCAAAUUUGUCAAAUGAUAUCAGAAAUGAGAAAACAAAAUAGGCCUUUGGUUUAAACACAUAUUUGCAAAGUUUAAUAGUCUAUGUGCAUCAUUUGUAAAUUUGAGUGAUGUUUGAAAUGACCUAACAUGAAGGAAUUACACCGGUGGACUAGUCAGGUUCACAAAAAAAAAAGGAUUUGUUUUAUCGUCAACCACAUGUGUCUCUAAAGAUUUCCUCUGUCUACAUUCAGCCCCAGAUUUAAACUGCAGUCAUUUGGAUUAAAUACAGAGAAACUGUAGGUUGUAGCACUUUAUCAUGCUGAUACAGUGGAAGUCCUGACUCUCAAUUAAUCUAAGACAACUGACAUAUAUAUGGACAAAUAUGUUGCCAUCCCUGGUAAAGAUGUUUGAAAAAAACUGAUAAAUAAAUAUACCCGCUACGGAAUUAGAUCCUAUGUGAAGAAAUAAUUUGUUUUUUCCCCAGUUGUAUACCACAGCAGCAUUCACAGUGAGAAGACUUCACCCAUUCUUAUUCAUAUUUUCCAUCGAAGGUCUUGAAAUAAUAAUAUCUAUUUUUUUUUUUUUUUAGACAUGUCAAAGGCAGCAGAUGUUUUUGAAAUAAGGCUAAUGGCUUAUGGAGAGGUUGUUAAGGAAACUGCGCUACACCUCCAUUCCAGAAGGUGGUGGUACCUUCCGUCGCCUAGAAGCCAUGACAGCCUGAACCACAGAGCUGUAAACUCCUAAAAAUUAAACCCCAAAAGUUUACAUUCCAUUUGAUUUGUAUUUUAAAUACAUCUCUGCUUAACUUUUGACUCAAAUAUUGAUUAUUAUUAAUCUGAGAUGGAUUAAUGAGUUUUCAGGUCAGUGUACAGUACUUUAGUCAGGUAGCCUAAAAGUCUUUUAGAGUAUCCUUGUGAGCUUUCUGUUUGCACUGCUCUGAAAGGCCACAGAUCUGCAUUUACAGGUGGCGUUCUGUGUCACAGAAAGUCUAUUAUAUCAAUCUGCUGUUGUCCCACCCCCCCUAUUUGAAUAUUUGAACAAUAUUCAAAUAAAAUUUUAGAUUAUUAUAUAAGUGGGAUUUUUUUUUUUUUUUUUAACACUUGUUUACCAGGGGGGGCAAUAAAAGUGUAUUUGUCCACAGUCUUGUCCAUCAUUUAACACAUAAAUGGUCAUUUUAGUGCAUCUGCUGAUGUUAAUGUGAAAUUCCUAGUCAAAUAAGUUUUGGUUUGCAUUAUUAUUAGUAUUAAUAAAGUAUUAACAGAACCACCAGAAUAAGUGUGUCAGAUGUUUGCAGACUGUAACAUCGUUACCUCAUGAUUUAUCUUUUAUGGAAAGACUCUAAAAUCUCAAUCCUAGUUAUGGGAUAGGUGAAUGAUGCACUUCACUGCUGUUUAUUUUUAUGCAUCACGGUUUGUUGAACAGUAGGAAACUCAUUUCCACAAUAAAUCUGGGGCUUCUUUAAUUUUUGAUGCAAGGCUUCUAGUUUGAGUUAAAAAUUGUUCUCAUACCUUGUAACCUUCAGUCUCCUGGAACCUUUUUUUUUUUGUUGGUUUUUGUGCUUUUUCUUGAUAAAUCUGAAGAUCAAUGGCCAGCCUUCUGGUACUAACAUCCUCAGAUUGUUCCUUCAUGUCAGGUUAAGUAUGCAGCAUCCCUGACACACUGUCGCAGACACAACUUCUUGUCAUUGCAGACACAAUGCUGGUACAUAAGAGCCUAUUGUUGCACUUUUUAGGGAAAUGAGACCUCCCUCUUCCCCAGCCAGUGUAAACCAUACCUAUCCCUGCCACACGUACACACACUAAACGCUCUUGCGAAGGGAAGCAUCUAGACUCACGGGAACGAUGACAUAAAACACCAUGUGUAAUAUUUUGCAACAUGAGUAUCAUUCCAAUAAAGUUUUACUUGUAAAAUCUCCACUGAA